Molossus molossus (Pallas's mastiff bat) is the source of this 2124-nucleotide messenger RNA. It is a transcript of the gene SLC6A20, whose product is annotated as solute carrier family 6 member 20. The record is from RefSeq and is a predicted model, not a curated record. NCBI's taxonomy places the organism in Eukaryota, Metazoa, Chordata, Mammalia, Chiroptera, Molossidae. Gene Ontology annotation, molecular function: L-proline transmembrane transporter activity. The transcript is spliced from 11 exons. Gene Ontology annotation, biological process: sodium ion transmembrane transport. Bases 88 to 1866 code for a protein of 592 amino acids. Gene Ontology annotation, cellular component: plasma membrane.
CGGGCCACCCCCAGGCCGCGGGGCGGGACGGCGGCCGGGACACAGGCAGCCGGACAGCGGCGGCGGCGCAGGCAGCGCUCCGGGGCCAUGGAGAAGGCGCGGCCGCUGUGGGCCAGCCCGCUGCAGUUCGUGUUCGCCUGCAUCUCCUACGCCGUGGGCCUGGGCAACGUGUGGCGCUUCCCCUACCUGUGCCAGCUGUACGGCGGAGGGAGUUUCCUGGUGCCCUACCUCAUCAUGCUCGUGGUGGAGGGAAUGCCGCUCCUGUACCUGGAGCUAGCCGUGGGACAGCGCAUGCGCCAGGGCAGCAUCGGAGCCUGGAGGGCCAUCAGCCCCUACCUGAGCGGUGUCGGCAUCGCCAGCGUGGUGGUCUCCUUCUUCCUGUCCAUGUACUACAAUGUCAUCAACGCCUGGGCCUUCUGGUACCUCUUCCACUCCUUCCAGGACCCCCUGCCGUGGUCUGUGUGCCCCCUGAACGCCAACAGCACGGGCUACGACCAGGAGUGCGAGCAGGCUUCCUCCACCAAGUACUUCUGGUACCGGAAAACCCUCAACAUCUCGCCGUCCAUCCAGGAGAGCGGCAGCCUGCAGUGGGAGCCGGCGCUGUGCCUCACCCUGGCCUGGCUGGUGGUGUACCUGUGCAUCCUCCGGGGCACGGCGUCCACGGGCAAGGUGGUGUAUUUCACGGCCUCGCUGCCCUACUGUGUGCUCAUCAUCUACCUGAUCAGGGGCCUCACGCUCCACGGAGCCACCAAUGGCCUGGUGUACAUGUUCACCCCCAAGAUGGAGCAGCUGGCCAACCCCAAGGCCUGGAUCAACGCGGCCACCCAGAUCUUCUUCUCGCUCGGCCUGGGCUUCGGCAGCCUGAUCGCCUUCGCCAGCUACAACGAGCCCUCCAGCAACUGUCAGAAGCACGCGGUCAUCGUGUCGCUCAUCAACAGCUUCACCUCCAUCUUCGCCAGCGUCGUCACCUUCUCUAUCUAUGGCUUCAAGGCCACCUUCAACUACGAGAGCUGCUUGAACAAGGUGAUUCUGCUGCUGACCAACUCUUUCGACUUGGAAGAUGGCUUUCUGACAGCCAGCAACCUGGAGCAGGUGAAGGGCUACCUGGCGGCCACCUACCCCGGCCGGUACAGCGAGGUGCUCCCGCACAUCAAGAACUGCAGCUUGGAAGCGGAGCUGGACACGGCCGUCCAGGGCACCGGCCUGGCUUUCAUCGUCUACACCGAGGCCAUUAAGAACAUGGAGGUGUCCCAGCUGUGGUCCGUGCUGUACUUCUUCAUGCUGCUGAUGCUGGGCAUCGGGAGCAUGCUGGGCAACACGGCCGCCAUCCUCACCCCUCUGACCGACAGCAAGGUCGUCUCCAGCCGCCUGCCCAAGGAGGCCAUCUCAGGUCUGCUGUGCCUCAUCAGCUGCGCCAUCGGCAUGGUGUUCACCAUGGAGGCCGGCAACUACUGGUUCGACAUCUUCAACGACUACGCGGCCACGCUGUCCCUGCUGCUCAUCGUCCUGGUGGAGACGGUGGCCGUGUGCUACGUGUACGGGCUGAGGAGAUUUGAAAGUGACCUUCAGGCCACGACCGGCCGCACUCUGAACUGGUAUUGGAAGAUCAUGUGGGCCGGCGUGAGCCCGCUGCUCAUAGUCAGCCUCCUGUUCUUCUACCUGAGCGACUACAUCCUCACGGGGACCCUGCAGUACCAAGCGUGGGACGCCUCCCAGGGCCAGCUUGUGACCAAGGACUACCCCGCGUACGCCCUGGCUGCCAUCGGGCUGCUGGUGGCCGCCUCCACCAUGUGCAUCCCCCUGGUGGCCCUGGGGACGUUCGUCCUGCGCCGCCUCCAGAGGGGAGACACAGCCCCCGUGGCCUGAGACCCAGGCCUCCCGAGGCCGCCACCGGUGGCCCCGUUUCCCAGCCACUAGAUAAAGUGGAACCUCCGCGGCUGCUUUGCAAGUACUGACUCCAGAAGCCUCAUCUCCCCGGGGCCAGAGGACCAGCGAGCGGAGGGCCCGCCUCCCCAGGCCCCGGCUGCCUCCCUGCCCACGGCGGUUUCCAGGGCCAGACUCCCACCGACAGUGGCUUCUCCUGAUUCUAGGGAAGUCCUGGGAUUAGCGCACGCUGAGCUGAAA